Morchella sextelata is the source of this 747-nucleotide messenger RNA. RefSeq lists its product as uncharacterized. The record is from RefSeq and is a predicted model, not a curated record. Lineage: Eukaryota; Fungi; Ascomycota; Pezizomycetes; Pezizales; Morchellaceae. Bases 1 to 747 code for a protein of 248 amino acids. The transcript has 2 exons.
AUGUUCAGGCUCCUCAGCCGGCAAGCGUUCAAGGCUGUUCCUAGACCCGUUUUUCGUCUCUCUACUGGCACCUCACGCCGGAUCCAUAGCGUGCAGCUCCCGUACAGCGGUCCUCCGAGUUACGAUACGAUCGCUCGACGGUUCUCUUCUUCGCAGAUCGAUCCGCAAGCCUUUUUCGCUCGCAAGCGUCAGCAAGAGGCUAAAGAGCGUGGCGAAUACGUUGAUAUCCAUGAUAUCGGCGGUGUGGAUCCGAAAGAUUUUGAUAUCUUGAUCACUGAUAUUGACCACGGGAAACUGCAACAUGAAAUUGCAGAGGCAGUGGGCAUAGCGUACCAUUUGGAGGCGACUAAGGAAGAUGCCAAUAGGAUAAUUGAAGCCGGUGAUUGUAUUAUAUACGGUAGGAAUCUCCGGACGAUAUUUCCUGCAGUUGUCGCUUGUGAAAUGGGCAAGGCUCAUUGGGUCUUCUUCAUCGUUGAUACUGGUUCACCAUUGACAUACCUUUCAGCUCAGACGAGUGCCCUAUUUGGUAUCAAGGAUGGUGACUACGGACUGACGCCUGUCAAGAUUGCUGGACAUCUUCACGGUGUUUGCAGGUCGCCAGACAAUUCACACUUUACCGAAGUUAACAUUAUCGGCAUGGACUUUUGCAACAUGCAUGACGUUUCCCAGUGGAAUGAUUUCAAAAAUCGCCGAGCAAAGUUAUACAUCGGUGGAAAGUGGAAGGUGGUGGAAGAGUCUAAGCUGUAG